This is a messenger RNA of Brassica napus (rape), 1716 nucleotides long. RefSeq names its product putative F-box protein At3g23420. The record is from RefSeq and is a predicted model, not a curated record. Bases 408 to 1625 code for a protein of 405 amino acids. Gene Ontology annotation, molecular function: protein binding. NCBI's taxonomy places the organism in Eukaryota, Viridiplantae, Streptophyta, Magnoliopsida, Brassicales, Brassicaceae. The transcript has a single exon.
AAUAGUAUAUAGUUUAUCAAAAAGACUGAUGCAUGGAUUUUAAACUUAAAAUCAAAACGAUCAUUUAUCAAAAAGGUAGCCUUUUGAACUAUCCUCUUCCUUGUUGUGUCUUCGGUUGUUUUUUUAUCUACGAGAAUCACAAACAGGAAAAGGAAAGAUUCUUUUUCUUUUUGGUUUUUUAAUCUCCUAGUCUGUCUUAAUUCGAAUCCUGUUCCUUGAGGGUUUCUAAUUUUUUUUUUCUUCUCCUAAUUAAUUUGGGUUCUUCUAUCCUAAUAUAUAUCGAGAGGAGAGGCGGAAGAAAUAUAUAAUCUCAAGACAGAGAGGACAAGAAAUAAGUUGCUUUUUUUUUCCGUUGACCUAAUUUGUUCGGACAAGAAGGAAUAUAGUGAUUUGGUUAAAUAAAUUUUAUGAAGAAGAAGAAGAUGAUGAUGUCGGAUCUUCCAAGGGAUAUGGAGGAAGAGGUGCUGUGUCGAAUUCCGUUGACAUCUUUGGGACUUGUCCGAUCUACUUGCAAAAGGUGGAACAUGUUGUCCAGAUGUGAUCACUUAUUUGCAAACAAGCACCUCCUUGCUCAUCUAGCAGCAGAAGCAAAGAGGAAGGACCCUCUUGUGGUUACGAUGAUGAAUUAUAGGGUUGAGUUGAUGAGAUUGGAUCUUUCCAACGAAGACGACGUUGCUGUUGUAAAUUCUGAAGCUAAACUUGCUGGCCUAGAUCAAAUCGAUGUGCGUGAAAUCUUUCACUGCGACGGUCUAUUGUUAUGCAUUCCCAAAGAAGACGAGUAUAGGCUAUUGGUUUGGAAUCCAUAUUUGGGACGGGGGCAACCCAGGUGGAUCGACCACACACAUAAUCACGACUUACUGGACAAACGUCUCUGUGGUCGUUUGGACAGGUACACGUAUAGUAGUUCCCAGUACAAAAUCCUGAGAUUUAUUGAUCAUCCCCCAAUUUUCGUUGAGUUCAAAAUCUACGACUUCAACUCUGAUUCAUGGAGGAUUCUUGAUCUCCCUACUCGUCCAGACAACUGGAAUAUAAAACUUGAUGAACGCGGCCUAUCUUUGAAGGGAAAUACCUACUGGUUUGCAUCAGAAGCUUUGAAUUUUGAAGCCAUUUGUUUCUUAAUCUGUUUUGAUUUCACAACAGAGACAUUCUCCCCGCCUUUGCCUCUCCCCUUUGAGGCUUUCCCUUACGAUACUUUGAUUCUAUCAUCAUCAUCAUCAUCAUCAUCAUCAUCUCCGCAGCAGCUUGUGGUUUUAUUCCAGUCCGGGGAUACAUUGGAGAUGGAGAUCUGGAUUUCCAAUACGAUCGAGAAGCCCAACGCAGGCCUGUCAUGGAACAGCAAGGUUUUCUUAUCGGCGAAUAUCAAACAACUCAUUCACCCCCAUUAUAAUUUUCUUCGGAAAUCUGCGUGUUUCUUCAUUGACCAGGAGAAGAAAGUCGCAGUGGUUUUUGAUAAAAACGCCCGUAUGGGUGCCGCCACUCGUGAUAUGGCUUACAUCUUUGUUGGAGGAGGAGUGGAUGAUGAUGGAUCAUCCUCCUUUAAACAACAAGUUGUUAAAGAAUCUGCAUACCCAUUUUGUUAUUCACGUGCUUGCUAUUAUGUUCCAAGCUUAGUGCAACUCAACUAGUCCCUCCACCUAUUACUAUUAUUGUUAUCUCUCUUUGUUUCCUAAGAUUGACUAUUACUCAUAUAUAUAUAUAUUAAGUUUCUUUUUUCCA